UCCAAAUUCUAACACCUCUGACUGCAUGUUUUUGAUUGAACGAGUCUCAGUCCAUGCUCACCAUACCUCAUUGCCCCCUUAUCAUUUUCUCUUCCUUCAUUCCUUUUUUUCCUUUACAAUUACUCAUUCCAAGUCACAAUAUUCUAUGCAGAAUAAUAAAGUGGAAGGAAGAGAAACGAGAAAAAAAAAGGAAGAGUUCAGAGAAGAAGAUCAUAGAUGGGUCAACUGAUACAUGUUGCAGUGGUGGCAGCCUCCUUGGGAUGUGUUUCGACCCUUUUGCUGGUUUUCAUGUGGCGUUGGUGUCAUCACAAGAAAGACCACAGAAACUUCGUAGAAGCCAAUAGCUUGACCAGAAUGGAGAGUCUCCAAGCAGGAAUUGCAAGACUUCAUCAACAGCAGCCUGCAGUAUAUCACCAAUUUGACGAGAAGAACAAGAACAAGAGCAAUAACAAAAUCAAAAACAAAGGCAACUUUUAUGUUUUUCACAAUGGGGUAUCUAGAAGGGGGCAUUUGUUCAACUGGGAUGAUCAUCCCUAUCUUGUGGUUGAUGCUGUGGAAAAUGGGUGGUCUGGAUUUGGUUUUUCCAACUACAAGAGCAACAUGCCAUCUCCUUCAAAAAGAUCAAGUCUUUUGGGAGCAUGUGUUGCUGCUGCUGCCGAGAAUGGAAGAGAAAGUGAGGCUGAGAUAAGUUGGGAAGUGUGUAAUGGAUCAGCUGAAUAUAUGCAGAAGGUUAGACUCAAUCCUGAGUUGAAAAAGGUUCUUCACUCAAACAACUCUUCCAAUAUGAGUGUUGCUUCUGUCAUUAGGACUUCUCUACCUCUUCCUGGCCCUCCUUUGGGAAACUAUGCCUUCCCACAAGAAGCCUAUUUUGAAAUCACCAUACUGUGUUCUGGUGUUGGUAAUCAUGAUUCGGUUGUUGGAAAGAGAGAAGGGGAGAAGACAAAACUCCUCAUUGAAGAUGGUUCCAAUGGUGUAUGUGAUUUGAAUAUGGUUGAAGAAGUGAAACUUGGGCAGAAAGAGGGUGGUGGAAAGAGUGGAUCUGUGAUGUUCUCAUUGGGGUUAACAGCAGGAGGAGGUGUUCCUUUAAGAGUUCCAGGUAGCUAUCCUAGGAGCAUUGGAUUCAAUUCCAAUGGUUCUGUCUUUCUUGAAGGAAUGAAACUUGUGAUGGAGUCUGAGAAGGCACAAUGGAUAGGAAGUGAAAGGGUAAUUGGAUGCGGGUAUGAUCCAAGGCAGAAGAAGGUUUUCUUCACAUUGGACUCAGAAUUGGUGCAUGUCAUCCACUGUCAGUCAGAAGAAUUCGGCACUCCACUCUGUCCAACUUUGGCUGCAAACAUAGACAUUCAGGUUUUGGUUAAUUUUGGACAAAGUGCAUUCAAAUAUGCACCUGCAAAUGCACAAAGAACACCAAAUCCAUGCUUCAUAGCCCCACUUGUAAAUUCUCCUGGUGCUACCCUCGGUUAUGAUGACAGCAAGGAGCUCUUCUCCAUGGGAAGGAUUGAUUCUCAGUGGCAUAACAGAUCUGCAAACAAAGCCAAUCAACCCAAUGGGAAUAUUAGUCAAGUCUUAGAUUUUGAUGACUCUGAGGCUGAUCUAUUUGAAAUAGUCUUGGAUGGUUCAUGAAAGUUUGAAAACAUUAUUUCAUAGCUCACCACUGUAUAGCAGGCAUAAUUGAAUGUGGUUAUCAUGUCUCAGGUGAUUAACUUCAUUUCUCCUUCUGCACAUACCCUUUGAUUUGAUCUUUCCCCUUCAACCAUAGCUAGUCAUAUAACAGCCUUUUGUCUCUUCUUUUACCCUCCCAAACGUGUUUUUCUUCUUUGGUCACCAAACAAACACUAAGUUUUGCUAUUUGGAAUACAGCAUUUUCCUCCCUCUGUAAAUACUGAAUUAGUGAUUAUACUUUCUGGCCAAUGUUCCCAUUAUAUUAUAUUAUGCUUUCUGCCUUUCUCAUCAAACUUUCUGCAAACAUUUUAUGUGCUAGUCAUGUCAAAGCUUAAUGCAGAGAGGCA
Molecule: messenger RNA, 2006 nt
Organism: Vigna umbellata (rice bean)
Lineage: Eukaryota; Viridiplantae; Streptophyta; Magnoliopsida; Fabales; Fabaceae
Source: RefSeq, a predicted model, not a curated record